AUGCUCCUUUGUCAUAGGACCCCAUUACCACGGCCUCUACGCUUUCAUCGGCAUGGCGUUAGUCUGCUUCAGCCAACACGUCUAGGACGGCGAUGCUUUAUGAAAGACAUAUGUGAUGGAUUCUUGGACCUUGCUAUCGCGCUUCCCUAUCCCCCAGAGCUUCCUGUCUACAGCACCACCAUCAUCCUUGUGACCGUGCUAUCCCGAUUCGCAUUGCUACCCGUCUCAAUAUGGGCUAAAAACCGUGCAAAUCGGCUAGAAGACGAUGUGCUCCCUGUGUUGCGUCAACUCAAACCGGUAGUGGCCCGCCAAGAAUUUGAGGCCAUGCAAAAGGAGAGGAUAAUGGGAGACAAAGAACAUCUUAAGAAGAUUCACGAUCAACGAUGUCGUGCAGUCAUGGAGACCAACAGAAAGGAAUUAUGCAAGUUGCAUAACUGCAGUCCUUUAUAUACCAUGGCAGCACCUCCUCUCGUCCAAAUGCCAGUAUUCGUAGUCAUGACCGUCAUGUUUGCGCGUUUAUCAGUUGACCCUACUUCACCCUUUGAUUCGGAAUCCUUUUUGACCCUUACAACGCUGAAUCACCCAGACUCAACGAUGACACUGCCGGUGGUACUCGGUCUACUUUCGAUGGCGAACGUGGAUGCUGCUUCCUGGGCCUUUAAUUCUUAUGAAGUACAACUACAGAAGGACUUGGAAGAAAAGAAAAAGCAACUGGCGGCAGAACGAGGAGUUCGUCACAUCGAACCCAAGAAGAUUGUUAGGUCCGCGAUGAGGGUUCUGUCUGUUGCACGGAUUGGCCUUGGUGCGAUCGCUCCUGGAUCGGUGGCACUGUACUGGGUAACAUCUGCAGCAUUUGGACUGAUCCAAAGCUGGGUAUUAGCGUCGCGGGAUGUGAGGAGGAAACGACUCUUGUACCAGAGGGAUGCUUCCCCUCCGGCUGAAGUAUUGAAACCUAAAUCGACGUCGCUUAAACGGUCCAAAACUAUCUCCGGAUCGUUCACUGCACUUGAUGCUUUCGCUGCCCAUCGUCAAAGCAAACUCGAGAAGACGCAAAAACCUUCUGCGAAGAAGUCAAAACACAAACAUUGACGUUCCAGUUCCAGUGAGUUUGUUUCUCUGCUUACACUGGGAAUGACUAGACCGUGGUGUGAGGAACCUCCUGAAUCGUACUCGUGGGUUCCUAUGAUUUUUCUUGAUCUAAUAUGACCCUUUUUCUGGCCAAACGGAUAUUCUUGAUCUCAGCUUACCCCUUUGUCAUAGACUUGAUGUUCCGUAUAUCAACAU
Marasmius oreades (fairy-ring Marasmius) is the source of this 1284-nucleotide messenger RNA. RefSeq lists its product as uncharacterized. Gene Ontology annotation, molecular function: membrane insertase activity. Gene Ontology annotation, biological process: protein insertion into mitochondrial inner membrane from matrix; mitochondrial respiratory chain complex IV assembly. The transcript has 4 exons. The record is from RefSeq and is a predicted model, not a curated record. Lineage: Eukaryota; Fungi; Basidiomycota; Agaricomycetes; Agaricales; Marasmiaceae. Gene Ontology annotation, cellular component: mitochondrial inner membrane. The coding region runs from base 1 to 1089 and encodes 362 amino acids.